This is a messenger RNA of Drosophila eugracilis, 1311 nucleotides long. RefSeq names its product outer mitochondrial transmembrane helix translocase. Gene Ontology annotation, cellular component: mitochondrial outer membrane. The record is from RefSeq and is a predicted model, not a curated record. Lineage: Eukaryota; Metazoa; Arthropoda; Insecta; Diptera; Drosophilidae. Gene Ontology annotation, molecular function: ATP binding; ATP hydrolysis activity.
AAUUUAUUUUUUGCUUGACAAUUUCUUCAGACUUUAGACAGUUGACACAAAUUGGAGUAUGGAAAAUGGACUCGACAGAAAACCCAAGUACCCGUAUCUUGGCCAUCAUAGUCCGGCUGUGCGCUAUGACCGCACUUACCUACUAUAGUGCUAAAUGGGUGGUCAAUGCUCUGGAUCCCAAUAACAGGAUGCGGAAUAGGGCCAAACAGUUGGCGGAAAAGCAGCUGAGUAAGCUCAAUUCGUCGGCUAGAGAUACAGCUGAAAAGAUACGAUCCCGAGACUUGAACGAACAUGAGUUGAUACUUGCAUCCCAUCUGGUGACCCCGGAGGACAUCGAUAUUACUUGGGCCAAUAUUGCCGGCCUCGAUGCGGUUAUCCAGGAGCUGAGGGAGACGGUGGUGAUGCCAGUGCGUCACCGCGAUCUUUUUCGUCGAUCGCAACUCUGGCGGGCACCCAAGGGAGUUCUUCUCCAUGGACCGCCCGGCUGUGGCAAAACCCUCAUAGCCAAAGCCCUUGCCAAGGACGCUGGUAUGCGGUUCAUUAAUCUGGAUGUGGCCGUGCUGACGGACAAGUGGUACGGUGAAAGCCAGAAGCUGGCCACUGCCGUGUUCACACUGGCCAAAAAACUUCAGCCCUGUAUCAUUUUCAUUGACGAAAUCGAAUCCUUUUUGCGGAUGCGCGGCAGCUGUGAUCAUGAGGCAACCGCCAUGAUGAAGACCCAAUUCAUGUUGCAGUGGGAUGGCUUGCUGAGCAGUGCCGAUGUUUGUGUGAUGGUCUUGGGAGCCACCAAUCGACCGCAGGAUUUGGACAAGGCCAUUCUGCGCCGGAUGCCUGCCCAAUUCCAUAUCGGAGUACCACGCGAUGGCCAACGACAGGCCAUUCUUAAGUUGAUUUUGCAGAGCGAGCAGCUGAAUCCCUCGGUUAACCUUAAGGAGCUGGCCAACUUGACGGCAGGGUUCUCCGGAUCAGAUCUGCGAGAGUUGUGUCGCCACGCCUCCAUGUAUCGCGUGCGCCAGCUCAUGCGCGAUCAGCGCAAUAUCGGUGUUGGUGGACCUGGUGAGAAAGCGUUUGAUUGGGACUUAAAGGUGAAGGAUCAGAGCUUGCAGGAGUGCCAGCAACUGGAGAUUCACAUGGAUGACCUGCUCAAAUCGCUGACUAUCAUGAAAUUGUCUAAGCUUCAGAUAAGCAGCGGACUAGUCGAAAGGGAUCUUGAGUUGGACUGAGCUUGCUAAUUAUAAUUGGAUGAGAAAGAAGGAUCUAUGAAAGAGUCUGCAAUCCUUAAAUAAAAACUGCAUGUUCUUUGUCAAUACA